This is a messenger RNA of Pichia kudriavzevii, 942 nucleotides long. RefSeq lists its product as uncharacterized. Lineage: Eukaryota; Fungi; Ascomycota; Pichiomycetes; Pichiales; Pichiaceae. The transcript has a single exon. Gene Ontology annotation, biological process: ubiquinone biosynthetic process. The coding region runs from base 1 to 942 and encodes 313 amino acids. Gene Ontology annotation, molecular function: 2-methoxy-6-polyprenyl-1,4-benzoquinol methyltransferase activity. The record is from RefSeq and is a predicted model, not a curated record.
AUGAGAAGGGUUACCCAGUUUAGAAAUAUCAGGCUGUUUAGAACAUCCGCUUUAGCUUUCAAUGGAGAGAGAGUCAACCAUACAGCAAUCACACCUUCAGAAAAGGAGCAUUUUAAACAACUUGCGGACACUUGGUGGGAUAGCUAUGGGCCACAGAGAGUCCUACAUAAGAUGAAUCUUUUGAGAAUGGAUUUUAUAGUUGACAACAUUCGGUCCCACAUUAAAGUCAACGAAGGUGUUCAGAAUGAAGAUGAAAAAGUGUUCGUUCCCGGAUGGAGCCAUCAAAAUUUACUACCUUCAGAAAUUUCCAACCAGAUUGAUCAAGAAUUGGAUAAAGCAACUCUUAAGAUCUUCAACGAUAAAAAGCUGUCAUGUCUCGACAUUGGUUGUGGUGGUGGUCUAUUAUGCGAGUCCCUUGCACGAUUACCGAAUGUGAACGAUGUUACUGGAAUAGAUAUGACACCUGAAGUUAUAGCUGUUGCAGAAGAGCACUUGAAACUGGACCCUAUUUUGGAAGGUAAACUAAAGUACAAGUUGAGUUCCUUAGAUGACAUACCAUUGGAGGAGAAAUACGACCUGGUAACGUGCAUGGAAAUGCUGGAGCAUGUGGAAUAUCCAUCAGUCGUGUUGCGUAAAGCUUUGUCUCAUGUGAAACCUGGGGGAUAUUUGUUCUUGUCCACAAUCAACAGAGAUUUUGUCUCUUGGUUUACCACGAUAUUUAUGGGGGAGACAAUUUUGAAAAUUGUUCCACCUGGAACACACACAUACUCCAAGUACAUCAAGGAGGAUGAGAUCAGGAGUUUUGCAGAGCAAAUGGAGGAGUUUGAAAUUAUUGACUCUAGAGGAUGUGCUUAUUUUCCAGCUGUGGGCUGGAUAUAUACUGCAACACCAAAAAUUGGCAAUUACUUAAUGGCGUUCAAGAGAAACCCCGAAAAGGCUUGA